GGUUCAAGGAGCUGGGAUGGCGGAGAAGAGCCCUGACUCCAGCGGCUCAGUUGACCAGUGUUCCGCCCUUUCUCCGGAACAGAGAAUGCAGUCACCUGGGAUCGGGGCAUCCAAAUGGGUCCGUCUGAAUGUCGGUGGGACAUACUUUCUCACAACGAGACAAACGUUAUGCCGAGACUCAAAAUCCUUCCUGUACCGUCUGUGCCAGGCCGAACCCGACCUCGACUCUGACAAGGAUGAAACGGGUGCCUAUUUGAUAGACCGGGACCCAACGUACUUUGGUCCAGUGCUCAACUACCUGAGGCAUGGAAAACUGGUGCUCAAUAGAGGCCUUGCCGAGGAAGGUGUACUGGAAGAGGCUGAAUUCUACAAUAUCCCUUCUUUGAUCAGGCUAAUUAAAGACAAAAUCAGGGAGAGGGCCUGCAAAACAGUUCAGCUCCCUAUAAAACAUGUCUACAGAGUAUUGCAGUGCCAAGAAGAGGAGCUAACACAAAUGGUUUCCACCAUGUCAGAUGGUUGGAAGUUUGAGCAGUUGGUCAGUAUUGGCUCCUCAUAUAACUAUGGAAACGAAGACCAGGCAGAGUUCCUGUGUGUUGUCUCUAAGGAGCUACAUAACCAAUCAUACGGCACAAGCAGUGAACCAAGUGAAAAGGCCAAGAUUCUUCAAGAACAAGGCUCUCGAAUGUGAAGAGACUGUUCAGUCCUUAGGAUUGCGUCCUACUAUGAUGUCCAGAUAUAAAGACACAAACUACAUCACAUUCUGAGGAGCGUUAUGGCACGCUGAAGAAGCUGGCUAACUGCAGUCUACACAUUGUACACACCAUUUUUCUUUUCAGACAUCAAAUCAAAAUGUGCAAAACGAUAGCAUUACUCAGUUUUUGGGCCUACGUAGUAAAACAGGACUGUAGAUUUUCACACAGAGAGAAGGGCCUUAUCACUUAUCAUAUUGUCCACAGCAUUUAUACUUGGUCCAUCAUUUACUCAGGGUCUCUAAUAGUGUUUUGGAAGAUGCAUUAGGUGUGCACUGUCUGGUGGGACAUUAUUUCAAACAUCUGUGUGUACUACAUUAUGCCAGUCCUUCACAUACAAAAAUCAAACCUCUGAGAAAUUAAUUGGAAAGCAUGUUUUAAAAGUUAAAUAUUUAAGACUAUUUAUAUGGAGUUGUAUAGAUUCAUACUGUCUUGUUAGAGGCGAAGACUGUAUUGAAAGUUUAUUUUUAUUUUUUUUACAUAUCUUUAAACCGAUUAUUUAUGUCCCUUCCAAAUAUCCCUUCAACCUGCACAUUAUCAGUUUUUUUGGAAGGAGGACAUUCUUAUAACUACUUCUACCAGGGUUCUUGUAUGAUAAUGAGGUUGAAGUGAUGUUAGGGAAUGCCAGAUGUUAAAGGACUAAAACUUGUCUUCCA
Messenger RNA from Oncorhynchus mykiss (rainbow trout), 1405 nucleotides. It is a transcript of the gene kctd5a, whose product is annotated as potassium channel tetramerization domain containing 5a. Gene Ontology annotation, biological process: protein homooligomerization; proteasome-mediated ubiquitin-dependent protein catabolic process. The record is from RefSeq and is marked provisional. Gene Ontology annotation, cellular component: Cul3-RING ubiquitin ligase complex; cytoplasm. NCBI's taxonomy places the organism in Eukaryota, Metazoa, Chordata, Actinopteri, Salmoniformes, Salmonidae. Gene Ontology annotation, molecular function: cullin family protein binding.